UUUCCUUAUUUUUCGGCUACAGAUUAAUAUUGGAGGAAUGACACUGCUGAAAAGAUACGUACUAAGACUGUUCAUCUCAUUGAAGUACAUCACUGCAAAUGUGGUAGACAGAAACAACGGGAAAAUAGUAGUAACCGCUUCAACAGUCGAACACGCACUAAAAAACACACUCGAGUGUGGCCGUUCUUGCAAUGCAAAGGCAGCAUCAGUUGUCGGAGAAGUGCUGGCAAUGAGGCUCCGAGUAGAGGGUCUUGAACAUGGCCAAGGAAGAGGAAUCCAUGUCGAUGUUAAUAAAGAAAUCGAGAAAAAGGGUUUCAAAAAUCGAACCAAAAUAUGGGCUAUUGUAAAUGCCUUGAAAAGCAACGGAAUUAAGUUAAUUCUCGAAGAUGAGGAUAAUACUGGUCCAGAGUCCAGCUCUAGAUAUCGAGAAGGAGACGAAUUUAUUAAUACCAAAGAUUGACGUCGACGAGUUAUCUCGUUCUCAGGUAUUUUGCUUAAAAAUUUCUUCUUUUUCUUUUUUCGUAGUAAAAGUCGAAUUUUGAGAUAUUAUAUACAUGUUUUUCCUCUGCAUCGGAUGAUUAUGCAUUAUAGAUUUAUACACAAUCACGCACAUAUACACGUAUAUGUAUAUAUCAUAUAUUAUUAUACAUACAUAAUUAUACUACAUGCAUGCCUAUAGUAUAGGCACAGCUUUCUAAAACGUGUGCGAAAGUGGGUUAAUGCAAUUGGUGGCAUCAUUGUCACCACUGUGGUUAAUUAUUUCAGAG
Erythranthe guttata (spotted monkey flower) is the source of this 767-nucleotide messenger RNA. The record is from RefSeq and is a predicted model, not a curated record. NCBI's taxonomy places the organism in Eukaryota, Viridiplantae, Streptophyta, Magnoliopsida, Lamiales, Phrymaceae.